AAUUGUAUUUCAUAUAUUUUGUAAUAUAUUAUCUAUUAAUUACUUACUUUUAGGACAUAAAUCCCAACAGUUAGUUUUUAGUACUUGGAUAAGGGCUAAGUGACACAACCCCCAAAUAGGAGUGAUCUAACAAAUAUGAUUAUGGCAACAUUCUUUAGGCGGGUUGGAGUUCUCUUGGUAGAAUCCAGAUAGGAUCAGAGCAACACUAUAGCCUCUUAAUGUCCUAUUUUAGUAAAAAAAAAAAACGAUAUAUAUAUAUCAUGUAUGUCAUAGUGUCACACAAAAAGUAAAAAUUAAGAAUUAUUUUUAGUAAAUGAAUUAGUGGAGAAAUAAUCGUUUAGUUCAUUUAUAGUGAUGACAAUGUCGCCACUCAUCGCUAUAGGGUGUUGAAAUCUAAGUUUCUCACAUGGUUUUGGUUAAUUUUUUUUGGAACAAAGUUUACUGCUCAAAAUUUUAAUAUUCUAUAACGGAGAUAAUUCAUCGCUAAAGACUUAUUUAAAAAAGUACAAAACAAAGAAAAAAAUACAUACUAAACAAUUUUGUCAUUGACUCGCUAUACCAUUUAUAUUACCACUAAAAAAAUUUAUACAUAUAUAGUAAUGUCGUUAUAAAAUAGAACAUCUAUAUCAACAAUAAUGACGAUAACAAUCGUUGUUAUGUGUCUUGAAUUAAUUAUAAAAGUAUAAAUAAAAUUUUUGCAUCUUUUGUAGUUUUAAGGGCUAUUGCGCGAUCCUUAUGUUGUUGUAUUAGGUUCAUUUUCUUAAAUUGUCGUUAAGUAAAUAUGUCGUAAUUUUAAAAUAUUUUUUUAUGUUUGAAAGAAAUCCUAAAGUCACUCUUAUCUUUUUUAUUGAAGAUUAUUAUUUGUAGUUGAAAUAUUUUUGUUUUAUUUUCAAAAAGUUUCUUUAUAAUUAUGUUUGAUGGUGUCAAUUUCAUGUUUGUGUCAAAAUAUGUAUUUAAUUUUGUGUUAAUAAAUCGCGUCGUAUAUUUUCACAGUCGAGAGUAACGUUAAAUUGAAGAACGUCUUACAUUUGAUUAGGGGAUCUCGUACAUACACUUAUUAAUAAAUUAUGAGUUGCUAUUUAGACGUGUUGUGUUUGUAUUUAAGUUUUUGACAAUAUUUAAUAAUUUUGUCUUAUUUAUAUUUAUCUUAAUUGAGCCAUCUAAUAAAUGUUAUGACACGAACAUAAUAAGUUUACACAAAUAGCCGGCCUUAAUAAAACUCCAUUUUCUUAACUAAUUAACCAAUAAGUAAAUAAACAUAAUCAUUAAUCAAUUAUCUAUGUAUAUGGUCCCUUAACCAAGGUUAUUCAGCCUAAUUAUAUCAUUAAUCAAUUUAAGUCAGCUUGGGAGAGUGAAACAAGUGGGUGAUGAGGCAGAAUGGAUUGAGAAAAUAUAUUUAUGUUGGCCUUUUCAAUAUUAAAAUUAAAAAAUCAUAAUUACCACUACCAAGAAAAGCAGAACAGGCUUAGACAUUUAGGUUAAAGGCAAUCUCAUUCUCAUUUUAUUAAAUUAAAAACCAGUCUGAAUGAAUUUUUAUUUUAUUUAUUUAUUUUGUUGCAAUUUAAAAUAUUAAAAUAUCAUUUUUAAUAAAAUAAUCUUUUUAAUAUUUUGAAAUUUUUACAUGAAAAAUCCAUUUUACACAAUUUAUUACAAAAUUACUCAUACACGCCUAUGACUACAUUUUUACUUAUAAAGUUUCUUUUAUUACACAAUUACCACUUACUCAUCAUUCCAUGCAUACACGUGUGCUCUCCCCAUCCAUCAUCAAUCAAAUCCUACUCUCUUCUCUCCUCUUUUUUCAUUUUCUUUUCAUUUCAUUUUCGAUUCUUCAUUUCUGUUUUCUAAGUUCAUUUGAAUUCAAGUAACCUCCAUUAACCACCCAUAAUUUAUCACGUUUUUCCCUCUUCUUUUUGGUUCAUCCACGAAUUUUCAACUUCCUCUUAGCCCACGAUUUAGCAACUGUUUUUCCCUCUCUGUUUCGGUUUUUUUCAAUCUUAUUUAUAAGAUGGCAAUCACUCGUUCAUCAUCAUCCCCUUCUCCAGUUCUCAAACAGAAAUAAAAAAUGGGCAAGAAAUCGUUGGCCAACAAAUCCAAGGGUAAACGCCCAAUCAUUGAAGAUUUUGAUUCUGAUUUUGAAGCUCCAAUGCCCAAGCGUGGGAGACCCCAUUCUUCGAAGAAAACGAAGCUCAACUUGGAGGAGCACACGGUUCCAGAAAUUUCUGGGAAAAAAACUAUUGCACAUGCUGAAGAUCGGACUCAGGUUUGGGACUGUAAAUUUAGUCCUUCUGAUUUUUACAGAUCUAAGUGUGUAUGCACCAGUGUUUAUUCCGUGAUAGAUAAUAUUAAGAACACUUUAUCUGUUAAUUUGCUUUCUUUGUUUCGUCAAACUCAGUUUGGGCAUUUUCUGGAUAUGCCUGAGUUUGUUUUUCAUCCGCAAGUCGUACAUAGUUUAUUACUAAGAGAAGUUUUACAGCCCAAUCCUAAAGAGUUUUGGGCUAAGGUUGCUGGCCGUUGCAUACGGUUUAGUGCUGAAGAAUUUUACCUGAUUUCUGGUUUAGAUUGUUUCGGUGAUUGCAACAAAUUGUUGUUUUCACAGGAAACAAAUCAAUUGGUAGAAACAUGUUUCCGUGGUGUAAAAACUAUUGACCACAAAGCCAUCGAGGAUGCUUUUUUGGGUAGUCGGUGGGGUUUGGAUGAGUCUAUUGGUUUGAAAAUGGCUGUUUUGUAUUUCAUUCAGUGUUUUCUUCUUAGCAAUACUCCUGACAAAGAAGUGUCUAGGUUUGUUCUAGAUGUAGUUGAUAGCGGUCGGUGGGAUGAGUAUUGUUGGGGUAGGGAAUCAUUUGAAUUGACAAUUGACUCAUUCAAAGGUAGGAUCGAGCAUGGGAUCAUUAUGAAAAAUAGAAAGGCAGAGAAGAGAGGCCAAUAUGAUGGCUGGUAUAGGGCAUUGGGAUGUUCUUGGGUUUUCACAGUUUGGUUUUAUGAAUGCUGUCCUGCAAUGGUGAACUCUUUCUGUAAGAGAGUUUCAUCUUCUAUUCCAAGGAUUCUGAACUGGAGCAACACCAUCGUCACCAAAAAUCCAACCCUUCGAGACUUGAAGGGCAAGAUUUUUGAUUUACCUUUGGAGAAGUUGAAGAUAAAAAACAUGCGUCCUACUGAUGAAGAGAGGCAGCAGCUUCAACUUGACGGUUUAUUUCUCGAUGAAUCUAUUGAUGAAUGUGGUGUAGCGAAGCAAUCCUUCAAGGGUGGGUCAUCUUCAAAGAAGUCUGAUUCAGCAGAUAUUGAUUGGAUGAAAUCUAAGCUGGAGAUGCUCAUUUCGAAUCAAUCAUCAUUGGCCGAGGACUUCAUUUCAUUGAGGUGUUUUGUUGAUUUUAAUUUCAAGUCCGUAAUGACUGUAAUUAAGGAUAUCCAGGAGAAGGUUAAUGUCAUUCAUCGUCGUCCUUCUGAUGAGGUAUUUAUUCUUAUUUUAUUGCUUAGGUUUUUUUUAUAUAUUUUUUUUAAAGUUUCUUUACUGUUUUAUUUAAGUUUCAUUUAUGUUGGUUGAUACAGGGAAAGUCAUCGGAUGAAUUAGUAACUCAAGAUUCUGAUGAUGAUGCUGCUGAUGAUGAUGAUGAUGAUGCCGAGGAUGAUGAGAAGCAAUUGCCUGAUCCAGAAAAUAUUGAUUCCGACUCCGACGAUGGUGGUGAGUUGGUUAAAGUUGGUGGGGAUGCUGAUGAUGCUGACAAGGCUGUUACUGCUGUUCCUUCUGCUGAUGUGAAUCCAUCUGAGGCUGUUGGAGGGAGCGAUAAAAAUGUUAAGGAUGUUGAGAAGCCGAAGGGCGAUGAGUCUCGAUUGAAGGGGGACGAUUUCUUUGAUGGGUUGAGCGAGCUUGAAAUAGAUGAUGAUCAAGUUGUGUUGGCUGGCUUGGAGGCUGUUGGUAAAAUCCAUGUAAGUUUACUUUUAAUUGUUUUCAAGAAAACUAGGUUUCUUUUUGGUUGCUCAUUAGUUUCUAGUAUGUUUUGCAACUGUUUUAAUGCAUUCUUUCUUUUUUAGGUCCCCGCACCCAAUCCAGAUGUUGUUGGUGAAAAGUCAGAUGCCUUUCAUACUGAUGAAGAAACUGAGGACACUGUCUCUGAUACACCUCUGUUGGAUAAGAGGAAGCGUGCUCCGGCCUUGAAAUCUCCAUUUGUUGAUUUCGGGUCUGCUGAUGUCGGGAGCACUCCAAUGGAGCUUAUGUCCUCAGGUUCUCAAUCAGCUGGGGAUGAUAGGGAUUUCAAAAUGGUGACUUAUGUGAAGGGCCUUUAUGCUCUUAAUGAUGCUUUUGCUGAUCCCGUAUCUACCGAGAUUGAGGCAAAAUUUGACGCUUGGAUUGGUGAAGGAUUGCUUAAACAUCCUAGGUGACUGUUUUUAUUAAAUCUGUUUUUGUAUUAUGUUUUUUUUUCAGUUUUAUUCCUGUUUUAAUGCUAUUUUUUGCUGUUUUUUUGUUGUUGUAGGCAUUAUAAUUGUAAUGAAGACGGCGCAAAGAAAUUUACCCCGGGUUUUAGGCUAGGUGUUGAUUAUGUUGAGGAUAAAACUUGGUUUUAUCAUUUGGCCACAUGCGACAUGUUUAUGAACGACUCGGUAAAGUUUCCAAUUUAUAUUGUAGUUAUGAUAGUUUGUUUUCAGUUGCUUUAUAAAUGUUUUUUAGUUUUGAUACUGCAUUUCAGUUUUUUACAGUUGUUCAACCUUUUCAUUUGUGUUUCUGUGUUGUUUUUUUUCUCAGCAUAUGAACACCAUAUUCUAUUACCUUCGGAAAAAAGGUAAAUAUUCUUCCGUUGUGACGUUGAAUUUCGCAACUACUGAUUGUCUGUUUGAUGAUUCCAUCCAAGCAUUGUACCACAAAUAUAACAAGGCCAAGUCAAUGAAGACUAAGAUGUCACACAUUCACGCUGCCCACCCAAUAGCGCAUUACAUCCGAGGUAUCCGCAUUCCCUGUUCCAAGCCUUGGUAUGAAGCCGAUCAUGUGCUAUUCAUCAUCAAUUUAAGAAGGGAAAGUCAUUGGGUUUUUGGGCGUCUUGACUUGAACGAAGGGACGUUGUUUCUGUACAAUUCUUUGAGGACCGCGAAGAUGAAUGCCGCAGCUAGGAAUGCGAUGAAGGCUUAUUCCGUGUUCCUGCCUUUGUUUUUCGAUUUACUUGGGUUCUGGAAGAAUAGAGCACAAGCUCCUGCCUCAGUUUCUGACCCUACAGCUCCAUUCAGAAUCGUGGAGCUUAGUGGUCUUGCGUCUCAGCAGAAGAAUGAUUGCGGGGCAUAUGUUGCUGCCUUUGCUGAAUUCUUUAUCCACGGAAAGGAUGUCCCUGCAGACUUUGACAUCGAAGUUUAUCGUACCCGACUUGCUUCACUUUUCUUCUCGUACGGCCAAAGGAAAAUUGACGAAAGCAUUGACAGCGAGGAUGAGAAGCAAAGCAAGUCUUCUAAGGCAUCUAAAUUGAAGAAAUAGGAUCUUUUAAUUUGGUGGAUCUUUUCUGUUAUUUUUUGAAUCUAUUACCAGACAAUUUUUAGUGUUGUUGUUUCAAUGUAGGUAUUAUAUUUGAUUUUAUACUAUGUACCUGGUUUAAAACUUUUAGGAUAUUUGACAUUUACUCCUUAUAAUAUCUUUAUUGUAUAGGUUUGUAUUUCCCAAA
This is a messenger RNA of Cannabis sativa, 5639 nucleotides long. RefSeq lists its product as uncharacterized. Lineage: Eukaryota; Viridiplantae; Streptophyta; Magnoliopsida; Rosales; Cannabaceae. The coding region runs from base 2063 to 3541 and encodes 492 amino acids. The record is from RefSeq and is a predicted model, not a curated record. The transcript has 4 exons.